AUGGCGGCAGCCGAGCAAGCAUAUUCUGGAAAAAUCGCCAGUGCCAGUAGCAGCAGCAGGAGCAGCAGCCCCAAGACCGAUGGGCAGAUCCCGGCCAUUACUCCCCCGACAACAGCCACAUUGUCGGCAACCUCGUCUCCCACGUCGGGCAUCACGAUGCAGAAGCCUGCACUGCGCCAGGGACCCUCCGGAUUGACUUUACAGACCGCUAUCCUCGAACACGAGAAGGCUAAAAACCUUCUAGGCCGUCGCGAGGAAUUCAUUUCCGCCACCUCGCCCCAGCGACCCGGUGCCAGGGUCGUCAAGCCACAGAGCCAGGGCCUAGAUACGGAAGCACUAUCAGCCCCUGACAACGGUAAUCCGACGCCAACAAACAGCAGUGUCCCCUCCGCCUUGUCUGAAUCUCCUCCCCUCUGCGUGAGCAGCAUUCUUCCCAACACCAAGAUAGCACAUCCAAAGCCUAUCGCCGUGCCUGUCUCGGCUUCCAGCCCCCUCUCCCUCAGUCCUACUACUCCCUUACCGGAUCCGUCUAUCCGCUCCGGUGCCCCCAUUGGCAACAUCGCACGACUCGAGGCCACUGCAGAGAGACUCUCCACCGGCACCAGCUCGAUUGGCGAUGCGAUCCGCGAGCUGCAUGGCGAAUUAAAGCGAAGUGACAGCCGUCGAUCGUCCGUGCGCGCUGCCAGUAUCAGGACAUCCAACGACGACCAUUUUGCCAAUGUGCCACCCGUCCCUCCCUUGCACCGCCAUCUCUCCAGCGCAUCAUCUAUUCUCACUACGAACAUAGCCGCACGGCAAGGUGGCUAUUCUCCUGCAGGAUUCGUCAUGUCUCCUAGCCACUCCCUGACUGGCCGGCUUCGAUCCGGGUCCAAGAACUCGGCUGGCCGACCAGAGAUCGAUGUCGAGCCUCCUCUCUCCCGUCACGGACCGGGCAAGACCUCCGUCCGAAGUGUUCGCUCUGCCAAGAUGUCUCUGGCUGAGAUCUCCGAAUCCGAACCUAUAUCAUUAACCAAGGAUGCCCUCGAUGCCGCCGAUGCUGCCCCCCCGAUCGAAGCCGAAACCCUCGACACAAUCAGGCCCUCCGAGACCAACGAAGCACCUAAUAACCGUGCCAGCCGUAUCCUGGAAUCGGCGCUGGAGCUGGAGAUGAGCGAGCCCAACUUGGAUCUGGGCCUUACACACCCAGAAGACCAGAAACACCGGCCUGCUGAUGAGCCGGAGCGACCAGGCAGCGCGCACUCGUACAGCACCUUCCAGCAAGUCGGGGACGCCUUUGCCGACUUUGAUGGUGUGCACUGCGAAGAGGAUGGCACGUUUGACCGUGGCCACCAUCUGGAGGACCAGACGAUCAUGGAGGAAAUCCCCUUGGGCCAGGAAGAGAUGGAGCCGGUACCUCGUCAGCGUCGUCCUGAACGGGCUCGGCCGCAAUCCUAUCUUGAUCCUGAAUCGGGCCAACAGAUGUUAUUCUACCCAGCACGGGUUCCCGCGAUGCUUAAGCUUCCACCGAAGCUGUCCAACAAGCCCAAAACGACUGAUCGAGACAAUCGACGAUCACAGGUCCUGAGUGCCAUGCUGGACCCUAAUUUUAACUAUGAGGACUCUGAUGAUCCAGAAGCAGCGGGCCGCCAGGAGCCUCCUGUAAGAGACUCCUGGUUACCAGAUCCUCUUGCUGGUAACAGGGAAUCUUUCAUCGCUCUUACGACGAGUGCAGGCUUGAUCGAUGCCAAGGAAAUUGAGCCAGAGGAGGAACCGAUGCCCGCAGAGCCGGACUCGCAACACCUGCGUCGACCGCAGAAGAUUGGGCGAAAUAAAGCAGAGAACCGGAAGUCUCGACUCGAUAAGCUUCCGCCCCAACUGCGAGCGAGCGCCUUCUUUGAUUUACCGUCCACAUCACCCAAGAUGGAGGUCAAGGACGGCUCGGCCAUGGCCACUCUUGAUAGCAUGCUUGACGCCUCGAUGAACGCUCCCGUCAAUGCCUUUACUAACCAUGCAUUCGCGGGCCCUCUUGGGUCAGAGGUGUAUGGCAAGGAGAAGAAGACGAAGCCCAAGGCCACACCGAAUUCUCUGGCACCCCCAUCUCCACAGAAGGAGCCCAAGAAGAGGGCUUCCUUCCUUUGGUUCAAGCGCAACCAUAGCGAAUCAAAGAUCGACAGCAAGUCCUCGAUGGGCGAAGUGAAUAGUGACACUGACGCUCCUGAGACGGCAGGACUUGCAAGCAGUCACGGGGAAGACCACCCCGAGGACGAGGACCUGGAGGGUGAGGAGGAAGAGAGCGAGGAUGAACAGCCUGCUGGACCUCCAACAACGCUGCUCGCCGAACUUCAGCUACGCAAACAGCAACAGAAACAGCGAACCCAGCCCAUCAGCCAAAAGUUCCAGGAUGGCAUGCAUGCCACCUUGCUCGAGAUGGAUGCCGUGGCCGAGGUCGAGCGUAAGAACCGAAACAAGAAGCGUGUCAAUCUUGCCUGGGAGGAUCCAGGUGCUCACAACGACGAAAAUGGCUCCGACGACGAUGACGUCCCUCUCGCCAUCAUUGCUGCGAAACAUCAAGGUGCUAAAAAUAUGGCUGACCUCGAACGUCCCAUCGGAUUAUUGGAACGCCGUGAUAUUGAAGAUAAUGAGCCUCUUAGCCGAAGACGGGCACGUUUGCAAGGGAACGAUGCGAUUCCCAUGGCACUCCCCAAGCGCCAGAGUGUCGCAACCCUAACCGCCCACCUGACCAGUCCUUAUCUGCGGGUGCAGCCCCAGACACCGGGUAGCGUGUCCGAGCAUGAACCUACAGAGGAGGAGAUUGAAGGCGAGACUUUGGGAGAGAGGAAGCGUCGCCUGGACGCCAAGGAGCUCCCCAAGGCCCGACCCGUCAGCAGUGCCUUUUCAGCAGAGCUCCUGAGCCAGUUUGGUGAUCUGGAGGAGGCAACGAAACCCAGCACGGCCGAUGGUAGGACCAAGGAGAAUGGUGAGCCUGCGGCAAACCCGGAGGAAGAGACUCUGGGUGAGCGCAGACGUCGUCUUCAAGCCGAACGCAGAGCGCGCGAAAUCGAAAUGAGUCACAAUGCGCUGGUUGGCCCGCCCGAGCUCACCGUCAAUCGCCGGUUAAGCAUGGCUGAUAUGUUGUCUGCACAUCCCAAGAAGGAAGAGAACCCGGCCAGGCUCGAGAAGAUCAAGAUGGACCAGGAAGCCAUCGUUGCCCGCGAACGUGAGGCCAAGCUUGCGGCAAUGCGACAGCAGAUGCCCACAUCCAUGGCAGCACCCACUAUCGGCGGUUACCGUGGCGGCGUUUAUAAUGACGGACAUGGCGGUGGCAACACUGGACUUGGCCUUCAGGGUGCUAUGUCCACUCCUGCCCUCCUUGGGCAGACAUACGCUGGCAACACCCAACACAGAUCUGUCAUGGGACUCAGCUCCUACGGAAUGCCUGGACAGCAGCCUGGAUACGUACAUAACAACCCAUACGGUGGCAUGAACGGAAUGAACAGUAUGGGCAAUCUCAACCGGAUGACUAUGAAUCCAUAUGCCCAUAACAGCAUGCAUCAACUACCUAUGCAAACGCAACUCCCAAUGAACACAUCGUCGUCAAUGAACCGAGUCGACCAAUGGCGUCAUGGUGUUGUCCCCUAG
Messenger RNA from Clonostachys solani, 3618 nucleotides. The record is from the annotation of a GenBank genome assembly. NCBI's taxonomy places the organism in Eukaryota, Fungi, Ascomycota, Sordariomycetes, Hypocreales, Bionectriaceae.